UGAAGAACUCGUGGCGUUCGUCUCCAUGGUUCUUCAGCAGUAGCAGGCGAGCCUUCCAGCGAUCGUCGCUGGUGCCUAAGAGGGGCAUCCGCGUCUCCUGAAGAAAGCACCUCAUUUCGCAGACGAAUGCACCAACAUCAAGUUGAAGACCCGUGACUGCAAGUUGAAGAGGACCCGUAUUUGUCUACGCUUAGUCCAUAACGCGACAACGAAAAACGACAAAACAACUAGCGACCACUCCAACUCCUACGAAAAAUCUUCACCCAGAACAAUGUUGUCGUCGACAAACGGCGGAUCUUCUGGGCAUCAGGGAGCUUCUUCUGGAGCUCCCGGAGGAGCUGCUCCCGGAGGAGCGGUCGGCUCAUCGUCUAGUUCAUCGUCUACGCUUUCACGUGCUGCUUUAGAAGCUACCGUGAAGGGCCAAGAAGCGCAGUUAGCCUUGAUGAGCGAGUCUCUGACGAAUUUGCGGUCAGAAAACAAACGACUCUUAGAGCAACAGGUGACAGCGACUGACAGCAUACUUGGAGGUUCGGGUGGGAAUGGCGCUGGCAGCGGAGGUUCUUCAUUUGCCAAAAGCAUGCUUGGUGGAUUGUUUGGAAGUUCAUCUGGCGGUGUUGGUGGUACUAAUAACACAAGUGGAGGUAGUAGCAGUUCUUUCUCAGCAGGAGGCAACAUAGAGUCACAUCUAAAACGAGCUGAAAAGCAGUUAGAAGAACGCGCUUCACGCAUCACCCAGUUAGAAACGGACUUGAAGAUGGCCCAGAACAAACUUUCCAUUGAAGAAUGCAAGAGAACGACAGAUCGGGAAAAGUCUGCGAUGAUAGAGAAACGAGCCCAACAAGCACAUGCGGAGUUGCAGCACGCGAGACAGAGUAAGGAACAGGCAGUGGAGGAGGCGAAAAGGAAAGUCGAGACCUUGCAAAAUGACGCAAGACUAAGUGCCGAUCGAGAAAGAAGUCUACAACAACAAGUUGCUGCAUUGCAGGAUGAGGUAUCAAUAAUCGACAUCGACUCUAGUUAUAGUUUAUUUCAUGUUGUGAUUAAAUCUGUCAGAUUGCAACAAGCGACACAGAUUUACUACAUCUUUCUCUAAUUCUUGAGGUUGAAACGAAAUCCUCCUGAUCUAUUUCACGGUCUUGAAUUCACCACCACUCUCACUUUCUCAAUCCCUUCUUCCAGCUUACUGCCGUGAAAAGCGAGUCCCACGUGGGACAGCUGAUCGACGAGCUUCAGAGUCUGAAAGGGCAGUUCUGGCGACAAGAGGCUGAGGUCAAGAACGCCCAAGCUGAGAAGAAAACCAAUCAGACCAUCUUCGAAGCUGAAGUCGAGAGAUUAACCUCCAUGUGCAAGAAGCUCGAAAAGGACAGUCUUAGACUGACGCAGGACAAGAGUGUCUUACAAACGCAAUGCGAUGAACAGGAGAAGCAGAUCGAGAGGCUGACUGGUACUGUCGCUAUUAUGUGGCAAAUUCAAUUCUUCUGAUGGAUAGCGUCACUGCUAGUGAUCAGUAGCUUGAAGAUAGUUGUACCGUGCUGAUUUGAUUUAACCACCUGACACUUCCAGUAACCCUAAAAAGCCUAAUUAUAACGCUGAGUCUGACUCUCUCCAAACCAAACCACACCUCAGAUAUGAACUUCGCGAUGAAGCCGUACAUAACGCAAGCGACGCAGGGGAAUAUGCAGGGUCAGGACUUCAUUCAAGACUUGAUGGAAGCGAAGAGUCGCCUCGUCGAAGUAGAGCGUGAAGCUGCUGAUCGGGAGAAGGAAUUGGUAUUCGAUUAAUGUUUGCUUUGGUGCUACGUACCCUGUGAUGUUGUAUCUUUUGUAAGUAUUGUUAUUCGAUUAAAGCUUGCUUUGAUGAUACGUACCCUGUGAUCGUGAUGUUGUAUCUUUUGUAAGUAGCUGGUUUUGGUGGAAGGGCAAGUGCAAGUGAUCGAAAAUUAUAGCAGUUCCAUAUCGUGCGUCCAUUUAACACUGACAGUAACUUCAACAUGUCAGAUUGUCCAUCGAAAAUUAGAACAGUUCCAUAUCGUCCAUUUAACACUAACUCUAACUUCAACAUUUCAGACUGUCGAUUUCCAGAACCGCCUAAAGGAAGUAGCCGAGCAAGCAGAUGAAGAUAGCCGACAUCUGAAAACGCUGAUUGAGAACCUGGAACAAGAGAAGAAUCUCCUUCAGGAGGACUACAGACUGCUAAAGGUCACGCGAGAACGCGAGCAAAAGGAGCAUCAGUUCGAAAAGCAGAGGAUGAGGGAAGCGGUAUAACUGGAAUUUGUUCUUCGCUUCGAGUUCGAUGUUUUUCUUUCCGAAUUUAUUCCCCUUUCAACAUCCGUUGGUAGUUUCCUUUGUUUCUUCACCAAGAUCAACAAAUGCCUCAUCUGAGAAGUUCUCUCUGACUCAUAUCUUUCAACAAAAACCACAGUCUUCUUCCUCUUCCGGUGGUGCUGGCACGCUCGAGUCCGUCCUCGGCAACCAAGGCCUUCUCGAACUGCGCAAGGAGCUGCAGCGCGUCAGUGGUGAGGGCGACACUGCCAGACAUCAGAGAGAUCUCCUGUCGCAGCAAAUCAGCAAGAAUGAGGAAGAACUCCGCGAAAAGGAUUUGGAGCUGAGAGCCUUGACGCAAAGGAAUCAGGUCAGCGCUGUGAGGAUACAACAGUUGGAGGCGCAGAAGGAGGAAUCUGUGGAAAAAUGCACUCGAUACGCAAGAGAAUUAGACGAGUCGUGGCGCCAAGUGGAAGAGCAAAAGUCUCAGCUAAAUGCGUUUAAGAAGCACAUGGUGGAUCGCAACGACGAGAUCUAUCGCAUUGACCGCGAACGUGCUGCUUGGCAGAGGGAAAAGCUACUGCUUAGUGGCGAAAUGGAAAAGCGCGCCGAAGCCAUUGAACGCUUGGAAUCUGAACUAGUCACCUCGAAACAACAGAGGACUGAGGAGUUGAACAAGAUGCAGAGCGAGUUGGAUGAAAAGACCAGUCUUUUCUUCGCAGAGGAACGUGAACACAAGCAGUUGCAGGCUAGUUUCAAGGCUAAGUUGGACAAAGAAGUCGCGACCUUGUGGGAGCUAGCAAAGGCGGAAAGCACAAAGGAGAUCCACAUGUUGCAGACAGAGCUGGAUUCAUGCAGAAAGCGCAUUAGAGAUCUUGUUGCUGGCAGUGCAGUCGGAGCAGCAGGUGGGGCUGGAGACAGUAGUACCGCAGGUGCAGUAGUGCCAGUUGUAACCUCUUCAAGUUCAUCCUCGUCAGGUGCUGCUGUCCUUGACCAAGCAGCAGCUUCUUCUGCAACUGGUGUUGAGAAGCAACUCAAUGAAGUUGUUGUAUCUUCAAUACAAGCACAACCAGGAGCAGCCACAUCCACCUCUAGUAGUACCCAGGUAGCGGCGACAACGACAACCACGACUAGCACCACAGUAGUCAUAACUUCCUCUUCUUCCUGCGCGACUCCUCCUACCUCCUCGCCACCCCUUUCCAGCCAAACCGUUCCUGGUGGUCUAGCUGCAUCCCUCGAGAGUUUUGAGGUUGGCAAACGCGCCUUAGACCUGAAGCAAAUCGAGAAGAUGGAGGCUCUUAGAAACGAGCAAGCGGCUUCUAAACGCAUCUUGGAAGACGCUAAGGCCGCUCUGCAGCAAAAGAUAGAUGAGCAGGUCGAAAAAUGCUCUAGGCUGCAAAAAGAGCAGGAAGUGUUGGUCACCGAACUAGCACAACAGAAGCUGUUGACUGAGAAGCUGCAGUUGGAGCUGACGUCCAGGGUCGAGGUCGCCGAGUUCGACGAAUGGCGAAGACAACACGAAACUCUGAAAGCGGACUUGGAAACUACGAAGGCGAAGCAGGCGAAGACCGAAUCAGAAGCCAAGGUUGCUGCUCACGUCCACUUCAUGGAGAAGGAGGGUUUGCAGCAGCAACUCGUGAAGAAAGACGAGGAUGUCGCUCGGGCUAGAGCCUUGCAAGAAGCAGAGUUGCUCAAACGCCAUGAGUUACAAACUAGUCGCGACCAACUCCGUCUCCAACACCAGGAAACACAGCAGCUGUUGAAGAAGUCUGUCGGAGAAGCCGAUGGCUUGAAGCGCGAAGUGCAAAGACUGCAGCAGGAGAAGGCAGCAGACGAGCAGUUCUUCCAGAAUGGUUUGAAGGUGCAGAGAGAACAAAAGACGGCACUGGAGACCAUGAUCAGCGGCUUGGUCGUCGGGCCAGACGACAUGACCGAGUACCUAGACCAAGCGCGCAGGAUAGAAGAACUCGCGAAUCUGCGUGUGCGAGAGCUGGAACUGGAGAAGGAACAACGGCAGAAAGAGAUUGCGAUUCUGCAGAAGAACGAGUUGCUGAUGAAACAGCGAGUAGAACAAGAGACGCAGAAGGCUGCGAUGUUGAAAAGCCAGAUGGAGGAAGCGGAGGCUAAUGCGCAUGCUGCAACCGAGUUGACGCUAGAGCGGAAGAAGGUAAUGGAACUAGAACGGGUCGUGGAUGACUUGAAGAAGAAGCGACACGAAGCGGCGAGGGAAUUGAGCGAGGUAGUACCUAAUUGUAAUUCUUAUUCUGUUUUUUCGACUUUCGUGUUCGUCCAAGUCUACCUGUCCUUUCAAGAAAGAACUUGUCACAAUUUAUUUGCAUGAUCCACUUCUACCACUAGUACUUGCUAAUGAAGACAAGAACAUAAAUUUCUUCUUCACGACCCACAGGACCCACUCGCACUUUCAUUUUCUCUACUCUCGUCUCCAGGCGCAAGCCGAGCAGGGUCCUCAGUGGAACAAGUUGAAGUUCAGUGAAGCAGAGUUGCGAGAGCGUCUAAGCACUCUCGAGCGCACUUUGGGCGAAGCGACAGGUGAUCUUGAGCGGGAACGAGCUAAGACUCGCAAAGCCGCCAUUGAGAUUCGCGAGAUGCAGAUCAAAAUCCAAGGUCACGACUCUGACAAGGCUUCCUUAGCCACGCAAAAAGACGAGGAGAUUGAACGCGUGAAGCAACAAGCCAAGAUGGUCACGCAGAUGAUGAAGGAGACGAAAACCAAGUUGGCAACUGCGCAGGCUGAAAUCGCGCAGAAAACUGAACAACUAGCUGCUCAAGACACGAAGCACAAAGCGGAAACUGCGCAACAAAAAGCAGAACGCGAUCAAGCUGUCAAGGACUUGACUACCGAAUUGGAAGCGAAGACCGCUCAGAUAGCGCAAGAUGAUACAGCGCGCAGUAGUCAGCAAGAGAGGUGGAAAAAACAAUACAAUGUUAUCAAGGCGAGAGCUGAAGAUUUCCGAAACAAGAUGAUGGCUGCGCAGCAAGUUUCCGAGUCUGAAUUGCAAGCUGUGGCUGUGGUAAUUUUUUCUGUUCAUGAAAACAAGACUGUCAUGAUCAUCUUUACCUGCUGUUUUUCCUCGGUAAGAAUUACAGGUGAUCAUAUGAUCUUUCGUCACAGACAACCCUAAAAGAUGUAAAUCAAAAUCUUCAUCUUGAUCUAUACUUAAUCCCCCCUACACUGCAGGCCCAAGAACUCACCGCCAAGCUGACCGAAGUGACUGCGCAGCGUAAACAGCAGGCAGCUCGCGUCGCCACCCUCGAGAUGGAGAAGAGUCAAGUGCAGAACGAGCUGAAAAACGCCCAAUCCGAAAAAGCAGCUGUUGAAGACAAGCUCAAAGAGGAAACUUCCAAACUCUCAGACGCCACACGCGAGUUAGAAACGAAGCAGAAGGCCUUUGAUGAGGAACGGUCUACCACCUCCAUUCGUGUCCAAGCCGCGGCGACAGCCCAAGCGGCAGCGGAGGCGGAAUGCCACAACUGGAAGACUGAGUUAGAGCAGACGAAAUCUCGCGAAAAAGCUCUGCGAGAGCAAUUGUUGUCGAGUGGCAGUCUCCAGAACGUCGAGGCUAGCAAAGUCGCCGAUCUAGAGCACGAAAAGGAGGAGUUAGAGCGCAAGAUCGCUCGCCUCGAGGCUAGGUUAGAGGAUAAGACGCAAGAAGUUGCACGCUUGUUAGCGGAACACGAGAAGGAGCUGAGCACACAGCGCGAAGAACAUGCGCUCGCACUGACGGAGCGCGCGGCUGUGCAUGAGACUGAACUAACCGAACUGCGGGAGAAGAAUCGCGAAGCAGAGGAAGCUCUGAAGCACGAAACUGCUCAGGUCCGCGACAACAUGUCGAAGAGCAUCAGCGAUUCGGUAAUUCGUUGUGAAGAAGAACGCCUGACCAAGGACUUCGAGAACCGGCUCAAAUUGGAGAAAGAACGUCUAGCUACGGCAAAUGCCACAGUUCUCGAAGAGUUGAAGAACGCUAAUGCGGCUGAGUUUGCCACUAAAAAAGCUGAGUUCGAAGCUGCACAAAAGCGUCUUGAGGCAGAACUCCGUGACAGGGAAGCAGCUGUUCUCGAGGACAAGGAAUCCAAUCUUCGAUCCGAGUACACGGCCAAGAACGACAAGCUUCAAGCCGAAUUUGCUGAGAAGCAAACCGCUCUGGAGCAGCAGUUUACUGAGAAAACGUCUGCUUUAGAAAAGGAGACGGCGGAAAAGCGAGCAGCACUGGAGAAGCAGUUUGUUGAGCAAGAAACAGCACUGCGGGAAGCUUUGUCUGUCGAGAAAGCCGACUUCGAAUCCACAUGUGAGGAAAAGAUGCUCGCCAGGCAUCAGGAGAAGUGGGACGCUUUGACGGAGAAGCAGACAGCCACAGAUGCAGCAACCGCGAGCUUGGAGACUGAGAAAGAGCGCGUGGAAACGUUGCAGAAAACUUUGGAGACGCAGCGUACUGAGCAGACAGCAAAAGAGGCGGAUUUGGUGGCCAGGGAGACUGCAGUGAAGGAAAAAGCAGAAAGUUUUGAGAGGGACUUGAAAGCCCAGUAUGAGAAGCUGACGAAGGACAAAGAAACUGAAUUUGCUACGAAGACGACACAGUUGGAGACUAGUGCAGCGUCAAAGGAGGCUGAGCUCACGAAGAAUGUCGACGACAAAUUAGCGGAUUUGGAGCGCUCCAGAGCCGCCAAACUAGCCGAAAUCGAAGCUCAAGGAACUGAGGAGCGUUCUAGACAAGAGAAGCAGCAUCAGUCUCGCUUAGCAACCCUAGAGGCUGCCUACACACUGAAGAGUUCCGACUUGGCUGCCGAGUUGCAGCAGAAGAAAAAGGAGCUACUUCAAGAGAACGAGACUAGAUCCGAGCUUGAACGCGUGAAACUGGCCGAACAGAGCCGUGUUCAGCUGGACGUUUCGAGGAGACAACUCCAGGACCGCUUAGACGAGCGUGUGCGAGAGCUGACAGCCAAUUUCGAUUCUGCAGUUUUGGCUAGGGUCGAAGAGGAGAGGAAACUCCUAGUGGAAAUGAAGGACAAGGAACUGGCAGAGUUUAAAGCUAGUGUGUUGGGAGAUGGGUCUGGUGGUGGAGCAGAAGGAGAGGAGGGCAGUGAUGCUACUGCGGAGCAAAAGCGUGCUGCCAAUCUCCUAGUGGCAGAACUAGAGUCUCAAUUAAACGGGAAAAUCGCAGAAAUCGAGGAGCUGCAGGUCACAUUGAUCUCAAAACAAGCACAGCUUAGCUCGAAUAAGGAGAAGUACAGUGUCUUGAUGAAGUGCUUUGGCGAACACCGCAAUUGCCUCAAGCAAUGGCAUAGUCAGAUGGAGACUCGAGGUUUGAACCCAGGGCCAUUGCCAGCACUACCGCCGAAAAGUAAUCCGCAAGCAGGUCCUGGAGGAGAUAAAGCAACUGGUCCUGGAGGAGCAAAAGCAGGUCAAUCUUCUUCAGGAACGACUCCUUCUGCUUCUCUUGCUGGCAUGCCAUCUUCCUCAGCGACGCCGACUGGAGCUGGCGCUUCUGGCUCUGUCUCCUUCUUCGGAUCGUCGUCAGCGAAGACAGGAUUAGCAGCACCUCUCACAGCUCUCCCAUCAUCUUCUUCUUCUUCGACCGCAAAAAACACCGGAGCAUCGUCCACAACCACUAUUACAGCGACGUCUACCUCUAGUACCUCAUCUACAAGUUGUACAGCCACUAAAACAAGUAGAACUGCUGCUUUUGUUCCACCCACUGGUGUUUCUGCGUCUAUGUUAGCAGAGCGCACAACUCCGGAAUUGAACGCCGUUGCUGAGUUAGAGAAGCACAAGUUAUUUGUCGAUCCGGCGUCUUCUGCAGCAGUAGAGCAAGCACCACAAGCAGAAGAGGAUGAGCAAGUUGCAGCCGAAGAUGGAGAAGCUUCUCCUACUAGUGCUGCGCAGAGAAACAAGAGGGUGAGUGAUCUCUCCUUCCACGAUGCACAGGAGGAACUGCCGGACGCCAAGAGAGCGAAGGUGGAGAAAGAUGUUGAAGCUGUCGUGUCUCCAGAUCAUGAAUCGGGAGGAGCACCUGCUGCAUCUGGGGCAGAGGAUGAAGCAAUGGCUCAAGCUGCGGAAGACGAAGAAGCUGGUGGUGCUGAAGAGGAAGCUGCCGGUGAAGAGGAAGCUGCCGGUGAAGAGGAAGCUGCAGCCGAAGAGGAAGCUGCAGCCGAAGAACAAGCACCUCCUGCCGAAAAACAAGCACCUCCUGCCGAGGAGCAAGCACCUCCUGAAGAUGAAGCACCUCCUGCCGAGGAGCAAGCAGAGGCCGCUGAUGAGACAUGUGCCGAUACAACCGGAGCCGCACCUGCUGACCAGGAGCAACCACCGGCUGCAGAGGAACAAGAGGAAGAAAAUGAUGCUGGUGAAGCAGCGGAACAAGGGGCAGACGCGGAAGAGGAGAUGGCAGCGGAAGAGAGUCCUACAGCUGAGGAAAGCCCAGCAGAGGAGAGUCCUCCAGAGGAGAGUCCGCCGGACGCUUCGGGAGAAGACGAAGUAGUAGAGGAGAGUCCGGAGGAGGAACAUCAGGUGGACGAACAACGACGGGAUGCUACUGCAAUGGAAGACGUGCAAGAGGAACAGGAAAAUGCAGACGAGGUCGUAGACGCUGCGCCAUCAAGUGAAAUACCUCCAGCAAACGAAGCGGCAGAAGCAGUGCAAGAUGAAGCAGAAGUCGCCGACGAGGCAGCUAUGAAUGAGGAUGUUGAACAAGCUGCAGCUGUAGAUGGAGGCGAACCAAUGAUGGACCCGCCUCCAUCUCCAGAUGCGGACGCCGAAGACGACGAUCAAGCACAAGCUGUUCCUCCCGAAGCUGAAGGGCCUGAUGCCGCAGCACCUGAGAUGAUUGAAGUGGAGUUGUCACCGUCACCUGCUGACGAGGAUGCUGAAGAUGAGGAUGACGAAAUUGGUGCUGACAUAAACGCUGUCAGAGAUCAAAAUCCGCCUAUAAUUAUGCCAAAUCAAGAAGCUGGUGAUCAAGAAAUGAAUGUCGAAGAACAAGCUGAUGCACAUGCUGGUGAGCCUACUGAGCUUCAAACAGCCUCAGGAGGUGUAGAAGCUCCAGCAGACAGUGAUCCUCAAAAUGAAGAGGCUACUGCAGCAGCAGAGGGAGAUGCACCACCACAAGUAGAGGAAACUACUGGCGCUAUUCUUGAUAACGACGUCGAGCCGGAGGCUGCCCCUUCUGCCGAUGUAGAUGCACCACCGGCCGAAACGAAUGAGAACCAAAUGGAAGACAAUACUGAUGCUGCUGCUCCGGGAGAUGCUGCGAUGGAAGGCGACGCCGCAGGUCAGAAGGAUAUUGAUGCCAUCUCUAUCCCUUCUUCUCCUGAAGAUGACGAUGAUGAAGUAGAAGCGGCUCCUGCUGUUGUAGAAGAACAGCAACAACCUCAGCAGGGCCAGGUAGAAGGCGGAGAGGCAGUAGAGCAGCAAGAAGAGGCUGUAGAAGGCGAUGUUGAGCCAAUGGAGGUAGACGAAGAGGGUGGUGCGGUCGUUGAAGACCCUGCUGAGGUUGAAGACCUCGACCUGUCGCCGUCAGCUCCCGUUGAGGAAGAAUUGCAGCUUCAGUAAUUUGAUUGCUCGCUGGUCACGUACUUCUACUUCAGCAGCGGUGAUCUCCUUACUGUGCUAAUGCUUGCCUUGCUUUUCUGAAUGACCGCUCCUGUACCACCUAUGAUUGUUUUCAUACACAUACUCGCAUUUCGAAAGAAUGAGAACAUGAUUCGUCUCAAUGUUGAUUUUGAAUACCAAUACCUGAGCAUUUAAAUUUCGAUUCCGUCCUUGUCAAAAAGCUCUCAAAUAUUUCCAUUUCGUUUUGUGAGAAUCUCAAUAUUUCGUCAAUAAGAAGAGACCACAGCGCCAUCUUUUGAAUUUGGUUCCUUUUUCGCUUGUGUUUUUCUAGCUGCUUAGGCUCUAAGUCUAACCACGAUAAAAUAGAAGAGAGUCAUCUGUCGAAAACAACGGCCACAGAAACUGAGAUUGAGAAUCAAGGUGGGCUCCCCGUGCUCACAUCACAAAUACAUUCAUUAUGACCUCCUCAGUCAUGUUGUAUAUUCCUCUCCCGCCCAGAUCAUCAGAAAUUCAACGAAUUGUUGAUGUUGAUCCUAUCUUUCCCUCAACACCCACGACAGGAGUCC
Amoebophrya sp. A25 is the source of this 10394-nucleotide messenger RNA. NCBI's taxonomy places the organism in Eukaryota, Dinophyceae, Syndiniales, Amoebophryaceae. The record is from the annotation of a GenBank genome assembly.